AUGAUCACUAUAGUUCUCGAUAAUUGUCAUAGCUCUCGUAAUUCUCAAGAUUUUGAUCUUCGUGAUGAACUUCCACAUAAUGAUACGAUGAUCUCUGUCAUAUUUCACAUAAUUCUCGAUAUUGUGGUCAUUCAAUAUUUCAGAA
Molecule: messenger RNA, 145 nt
Organism: Cetraspora pellucida
Lineage: Eukaryota; Fungi; Glomeromycota; Glomeromycetes; Diversisporales; Gigasporaceae
Source: the annotation of a GenBank genome assembly